This is a messenger RNA of Cynocephalus volans (Philippine flying lemur), 1583 nucleotides long. It is a transcript of the gene KPTN, whose product is annotated as kaptin, actin binding protein. NCBI's taxonomy places the organism in Eukaryota, Metazoa, Chordata, Mammalia, Dermoptera, Cynocephalidae. The record is from RefSeq and is a predicted model, not a curated record. Gene Ontology annotation, biological process: negative regulation of TORC1 signaling; cellular response to amino acid starvation; actin filament organization. Gene Ontology annotation, cellular component: actin cytoskeleton; KICSTOR complex; lamellipodium. Bases 30 to 1316 code for a protein of 428 amino acids. The transcript has 12 exons. Gene Ontology annotation, molecular function: actin filament binding.
GCGGAGCGAGUGAGUGGCUGAGGGGCGUGAUGGGAGAGGCGGCCGUGGCCGCGGGGCCUUGCCCGCUGCGCGAGGACAGUUUUACGCGCUUCUCGUCGCAGAGCAAUGUGUACGGGUUGGCAGGUGACGCCUGUGGGCGCGGGGAGCUCCUGGCUGCCACCCUUAAAGGCAAGGUGCUCGGCUUUCGCUACCAAGACCUCCGACAGAAGAUCCGUCCAGUGGCCAAGGAGCUGCAGUUCAACUACAUCCCCGUGGACGCCGAGAUUGUCUCCAUCGAUGCCUUCAACAAGUCGGCCCCAAAGCAGGGCCUAGUUGUGGGGAUCACAUUCAUCAAGGAUUCAGGGGACAAAGGCAGCCCCUUCCUUAACAUUUACUGCGAUUACGAGCCUGGCUCUGAGUACAACCUUGACUCCAUUGCCCAAAGCUGCCUAAACCUGGAGCUCCAGUUCACUCCUUUCCAGCUGUGCCAUGCAGAGGUCCAGGUCGGGGAUCAACUGGAGACCGUAUUUCUCCUGAGUGGGAAUGACCCAGCCAUUCAUCUCUACAAGGAGAACGAGGGGCUGCAUCAGUUUGAGGAACAGCCUGUGGAAAACCUCUUCCCAGAGCUCAUGAGCCUGACCAGUAGCGUCCUCUGGCUUGACGUCCACAACCUCCCUGGCACAUCCCGGCGCCUCUCAGCUCUUGGCUGCCAGAGUGGUUAUGUUCGUGUUGCCCACGUGGACCAACAGAAUCGAGAGGUUUUGCAGACAUGGACGAUCCUGCAGGAUGGCCCAAUCUCCCGAGUGAUUGUGUUCAGCCUCUCAGCCCCCAAGGAGACCAAGGACAGGCCACAGCAGGAAGAGUACAGUGUGCUUGUGGCCAGCAUGUUGGAGCCAGCAGUGGUGUAUCGGGAUCUGCUGAGCCGCGGCCUUGAGGAUCAGCUUCUCCUGCCCGGCAGUGACCAGUUUGAUAGUGUCCUCUGUGGCCUGGUAACCGAUGUGGAUUUGGAUGGGCGGCCAGAAGUCCUGGUGGCCACCUAUGGACAGGAACUUCUCUGUUACAAGUACUGGGGCCCAGAGCCUGGGUUCCACCUGUUGUGGCAGCGGAGUUUCUCCAGUCCCCUGCUGGCCAUGGCUCAUGUGGACCUGACCGGGGAUGGGCUGCAGGAGCUUGCGGUGGUCUCCCUGAAGGGUGUGCACAUCCUGCAGCACAGCCUGAUCCAGGCCUCGGAGCUGGUCCUGACCCGGCUUCGCCAUCAAGUGGAGCAGAGGAGACGUCAGCCACAAGGGCUGGGGGACAGAGUGUGUCCAGGGCCCUCUGAGACCCCAGUCUCCUGAGCACCCACCCACCCAUUCUUCCCAGGCCUGGGCCGAUUCAUGGGGUGCUCGCUUCCAGCUGUUGAUGGAGGUUGGGGGGUAGGCAUCCUGAAAGAGGGGAUGCUCUGCCCAGACCCUCCCCCCUCCAGCUUUGCUCCAGUGUACCCUGUGACCCCGGCUAACCCGCUUUUCUCUCUGUGCCUCAGUGUGGGAUGACCCUGCCCAAUCCUCUCCACUUUCGAAAAGAAUUGGUCAGCUGACAAUUAUUUAUGUGUCCAGAGGAACAAA